AUGUCAGAGUGGAAUGCCACUUUGGAUGAAUGCUCAGUUAAACUAAUGAGUUUGAUAAUUGCUGAAAGGAAAAAGGAAUUAUUGAGAACAGAUGAGGAGAUUUCUAAACUGGAAUCAGCUAUGGAGAGGUUUGAAUCCAGUGAGGAGUUCAAGCGUGAUGCUAACGAUCUACAACAUAGAUUGGACACAUUAGAAUAUGAGAUUGUUAAUAGCAAACAUAAAAAAUUCCUUAGAGAUAAGAACGAUUAUGUUAACGGUAGGAUACGGAAUUGGUCCAACUUUGAGAAAAAACCUGAUAAUGUCUAUCGAGACAAUGACCCUAGAAAUGAUAGGGCCAAUCACAAGUCUGAAAGAUUUACAUCUAAGAACAGACAGGAAAGAAGACCUUCCUAUGGAUCACCUUAUGAUAGGAGAUGGGAUAACCAUCAUGCCAGAGUCCAGAGGAAACAAUAUACUUCUCAGGUCACUUUUAGGAAAGAUAGAUAUCCUUCGUAUGAAUUUCAGGAAUCUAUGCAGACACUGUUACAUAAGGCGAAUAACUCAGGCUCCAUCUGUAGAGAAGAAUUAGAUUAUUUAAAUACCAAACAGCCCAUCAUACCUGUGUUUUACCAACUACCCAAAGUCCAUAAGGAUAGGAAUCACCCUCCGGGGCGUCCCAUCAUCGGGGGAGUAGACUCUUUGACGGCUAAUGUCUCGCAUUUUGUGGACAUCAAAUUACAACCGUAUGUUAAAGAGUCCAGAUCAUACCUUAAAGACUCCGCAAGUGUCAUAAGACUAUUGGAAGAUCAUGUGUGGUCUGAGGGGGACUGUUGGAUCACUGUUGAUGCGCAAGCACUGUAUUCUUCUAUCCCCCAUGACAAAGGUAUGAAAGCUGUUAAUGAUGUACUCAAGAGAGAUCCCAAUAAAUCACCGGAAGAGAUUGCUUUUAUUCUUGAGUCCAUCAAAUUUAUUUUGGAACACAACUUUUUUGAAUUUGAUGGUUCAUAUUUCCUGCAGAAACAGGGAACAGCCAUGGGUACUAAAUUCGCACCCUCAUAUGCUAACAUAUUUAUGAGUGAGUGGGAAGCACAAUAUGUUUACGGCACUUGUUAUGAAAAUUCCUCCAUUAGGUUCUACAGGAGGUACAUUGAUGACCUCCUGUUCAUCUGGCAUGGUGAUGACCUGAGUAUUGACAAAUUUAUCUUGCAUUUGAAUACAAAUGAUGUGAACCUUAAAUUCACACAUAAAUCUAACAGGUCUGUGAUUGAUUAUCUAGAUCUGGAAUUAGAAGGGUCCAGUUGUGGCAAGAUAUCCACCAAAACCUUCUUCAAAGAAGUAGACGCCAAUAGCUAUAUACCCACAUCCAGUUGCCAUCAUCCAGCUUGGAAGGAAGGCGUACCCUAUUCUCAGUUUUUGAGAAUUAGGAGAAAUUGUACCAGGAUUUCAGAUUACUGGUCACAAUCUGAGGUUCUUAAGAAAAGAUUCAUUGAACGUGGUUACGACCCCGGGUUUAUUGAAGAAUCUAGGGCUAAAGCAUCUCGACGUGAAAGAAAAACUUUACUACAAGAUAGAGUAGCAAAAAUUGAUGGUUUCUCCAGUUCUAACAGACCCUUCAUCACGCAAUAUAGCCGUGAUGCAGGAUCCAUAAGAAAGAUCAUGGAAAGACACUGGGAUGGUCCCAGUAACAGAGCUACCCCAGAGAGAUGUCCCCGUCCUCUGUAUUCCCAGGACUGUACAGAGGAGAAUCACAGGAUCCCACAGAAGGAUCAGGAUGAGCACCUUUCUGAUAUGAAGGCCGAAGAUACAGAGGGAGAAGAAGAGACGUAUGUGACUGAUAUGAAGGCAGAAGAUACAGAGGGAAAAGAAGAGACGUAUGUGAUGGAUAUGAAGGGAGAAGAUGAGACGUAUGUGACUGAUAUGAAGGCAGAAGAUAUAGAGGGAGAAGAGACGUAUGUGACUGAUAUCAAGGCAGAAGAUAUAGAGGGAGAAGAAGAAACUUAUGUGACUCAUAUGAAGGCAGAAGAUAUAGAGGGAGAAGAGACGUAUGUGAAUGAUAUGAAGGCAGAAGAUAUAGAGGGAGAAGAGACAUAUGUGACUGAUAUAAAGGCAGAAGAUAUAGAGGGAGAAGAAGAGACGUAUGUGACUGAUAUGAAGGCAGAAGAUAUAGAGGGAGAAGAGACGUAUAUGACGGAUGUGAAGGCAGAAGAUACAGAGGGAGAAGAAGAGACGUAUGUGACUGAUAUGAAGGCAGAAGAUAUAGAGGGAGAUGAAGAGACGUCUGUGACUGAUAUGAAGGCAGAAGAUAUAGUGGGAGAAGAAACGUGUGUUACUGAUAUGAAGGUAGAAGAUAUAGAGGGAAAAGAGACGUAUAUGAUUGAUAUGAAGGCAGAGUAUAUAGAGGGAGAAGAAGAGACGUAUAUGACUGAUAUGAAGGCAGAAGAUAUAGAGGGAGAAGAAGAGACGUAUAUGACGAAUAUGAAGGCAGAAUAUAUAGAGGGAGAAGAAGAGACAUAUGUGAUUGGUAUGAAGGCAGAAGAUAUAGAGGGAGAAGAAGAGACGUAUGUGAGGAGAGAUCAGAAGUGUAAUGAAGAGGAAAUGCCUACAGAUAUCAGCACAGGUAAUAAUUUUUAUUACAGAAAAGAGUCACAUAUUCUCCUUGCUGCAUCACUACAGAAGUCUCUUCCCCUACACCCUCCUCUGUCAGUACAGACUAAUGAGGGAAAUGUAUCUGCUCAAUGUGGGAGUCAGAUACAUCAGAGAAGUCACACAGGUGAGAAACCAUUUCCAUGUUCUGAGUGUGGGAAAUGUUUUAUAGUCAAAUCACAUCUUGUUGCACAUCAGAGAAGGCACACAGGUGAUAAACCAUUUCCAUGUUCUGAGUGUGGGAAAUGUUUUCUGUAUAAAUCAGAACUUGUUAUACAUCAGAGAAGGCACACAGGUGAGAAACCAUUUCCAUGCUCUGAGUGUGGGAAAAGCUUUGCACUCAAGUUACAUCUUGUUAGACAUCAAAGAAGUCACACAGGUGAGAAACCAUUUCCAUGCUCUGAGUGUGGGAAAAGCUUUGCACUCAAGUUACAUCUUGUUAUACAUCAGAGAAUUCACACAGGUGAGAACCCAUUUCCAUGCUCUGAGUGUGAGAAAUGUUUUCCACUCAAAUUACAGCUUACUAGACAUCAGAGAAGUCACACAAGUGAGAAUACAUUUCCAUGCUCUGAGUGUGGGAAAUGUUUUCGGUGUAAUUCAGAACUUGUUAUACAUCAGAGACGUCACACAGGUGAGAAACCAUUUCCAUGCUCUGAGUGUGGGAAAUGUUUUCUGUGUAAAUCAGAACUUGUUAUACAUCAGAGACGUCACACAGGUGAGAAACCAUUUCCAUGCUCUGAGUGUGGGAAACGUUUUGCACGCAAAUCACAGCUUGCUAGACAUCAGAGAAGUCACACAGGUGAGAAUACAUUUCCAUGCUCUGAGUGUGGGAAAUGUUUUCUGUAUAAAUCAGAACUUGUUAUACAUCAGAGAAGUCACACAGGUGAGAAACCAUUUCCAUGCUCUGAGUGUGGGAAAUGUUUUCUGUGUAAAUCAGAACUUGUUAUACAUGAGAGACGUCACACAGGUGAGAAACCAUUUCCAUGCUCUGAGUGUGGGAAAAGUUUUGCAUGCAAAUCACAUCUUACUAGACAUCAGAGACGUCACACAGGUGAGAAUACAUGCUCUGAGUGUGGGAAAUGUUUUCUGAGUAAAUCAGAACUUGUUAUACAUCACAGAAGUCACACAGGUGAGAAACCAUUUCCAUGCUCUGAGUGUGGGAAAAGUUUUGCACGCAAAUCACAUCUUGCUAGACAUCAGAGAAGUCACACAGGUAAGAACACAUUUCCAUGCUCUGAAUGUGGGAAAUGUUUUCUGUGUACAUCAGAACUUGUUAUACAUCAGAGAAGUCACACAGGUGAGAAACCAUUUCCAUGCUCUGAGUGUGAGAAAAGUUGUCCGGACUGCCCAUCUGUCACCUCUGGCAUAUUCCAGAAGUGCCAAUGGACUAGAAGUCACACGGGUGAGAAACCAUUUCCAUGCUCUGAGUGUGGGAAAAGUUUUGCAGGCAAAUCGUAUCUAGUUAAACAUCAGGAAUCACAGGAGUAA
Molecule: messenger RNA, 4110 nt
Organism: Pseudophryne corroboree (corroboree frog)
Lineage: Eukaryota; Metazoa; Chordata; Amphibia; Anura; Myobatrachidae
Product: oocyte zinc finger protein XlCOF7.1-like
Exons: 7
Coding region: 1-4110 (1369 amino acids)
Source: RefSeq, a predicted model, not a curated record